Molecule: messenger RNA, 1292 nt
Organism: Erythranthe guttata (spotted monkey flower)
Lineage: Eukaryota; Viridiplantae; Streptophyta; Magnoliopsida; Lamiales; Phrymaceae
Product: peroxisomal (S)-2-hydroxyacid oxidase GLO4-like
Molecular function (GO): FMN binding; oxidoreductase activity
Source: RefSeq, a predicted model, not a curated record
UAAAUAAACAAGAGAAAAAAAGACAAAAAAUCCAAUAAACAGAAAAUGUCAUGUUCUGAAAUGACAACAAUACCCUUCUUCUCCAAUAUGAUAUACAUUGAUCAUGUUCUCUGAACUUGAGCUUGUUUUUGCAGGAUAUAAAAAUCAUGGGUGAAAGUGCAAAUAUAAUCGAGUUUCAAGAACUUGCGAGGCGGGCCCUUCCGAAAAUGUACUACGACUUCUAUGCGGGCGGAGCCGAAGACCAACACACACUCGAACAAAACGUGAAAGCGUUUCAAAGAAUCACAAUCCGUCCAAGAAUUAUGAGAGAUAUAAGCAGAAUAGAUACGACAACAACGAUUAUGGGCUACACCACAUCGGCCCCGGUUAUCGUUGCCCCUACAGCCAUGCACAAAUUGGCACAUUUCGAAGGAGAAGUUGCCACGGCCAAAGCUUCGGCUGCCUCAAACGUUAUAAUGGUGUUAUCCUUUAUGUCAACAUGUACGGUGGAGGAAGUUGCUUCGAGCUGCAAUGCAGUUCGUUUCUUACAAUUAUACGUGUAUAAAAGACGGGAAAUAUCAGCUAUGAUGGUGAAAAGAGCCGAAAGAAAUGGAUAUAAGGCUGUAAUUCUUACUGUUGAUACUCCUAGACUCGGGCGAAGGGAGGCAGAUAUUAAGAACAAGAUGAUUGCACCUCAGUUGAAGAAUUUUGAAGGGCUUAUUUCAACACAAGUUGUCUCUGAUAAGGGUUCGAAUAUUGAAGCCUUCGCGUCUGCGUCUUUCGAUGAUUCACUGUGCUGGGAGGAUAUCGGAUGGUUGAAAUCCAUUACAAGUUUGCCAAUAUUGUUGAAGGGGAUUCUCACCCGAGAAGAUGCAUUAAGAGCAUUGGAGGUAGGUGUAUCGGGAAUAAUUGUUUCUAACCAUGGCGCUCGUCAACUCGAUUAUAGUCCAGCCACCAUCACUGUUCUUGAAGAGGUGGUGGUUGCAGUGCAAGGGAAUAUUCCAGUUCUUUUCGACGGAGGAGUGAGACGCGGAUCGGAUAUAUUCAAGGCCUUAGCUCUCGGUGCACAAGCUGUUAUGAUUGGAAGACCAGUUAUUUAUGGCUUAGCUGCAAAGGGAGAUCAUGGGGUUAAAAGAGUCGUAGAUAUGCUCAAAGACGAGCUCGAGUCCACCAUGGCACUAGCAGGAUGUUGCAAUGUGAAGGACAUAUCAAGAAGCCAUGUUAGAACAGAGCAUUGCAGACUCUAAUAAUUAUUUUUUGUUUCACUUAUGUAACUCUUAAGUAAUGUAAUAUUGAGGGGAGACUGUUAUUUC